GAACAAUCCUCGAGGAAGCAGAGUCUGUCAGUCUCAUCCCUCCAACAGCACAAGCUGCUGCUUUUGUUCUGGAGUCGGAUGUUCUCGUAGCUCUCAAGAAGAAAUAAGAUAUUCUGCACUUUAUCCAGAGCUGAAGACAGGAUGAAGAGGCUUCUAGUUGAAAUUCUCUGCAUCGCUGUAGUUGGGCUCUGUGCUGCUGAUUCUCCCCCGCUGAGGGAGGAAACGCUGAAAAAGCUGUCUGCAGCUGGAGAGCAGUAUGUUGAUGAGGAGAUAAAGCAAACUUUACUGGGAGUGAAGCAGAUGAAGGAAAUGAUGGAGAAGAAAGAAGAGAAGCACAGACACCUGAUGGACGCCCUGAGACACAGCAGUGACAAGAAGAAGGGGGUGAUGCAGCUGGCCAAGGAAACAAAGCAGAAACUCGACGAAGCUGAGCAGAAAUGUCGAGAUUUAACCAAAUCCUCCUUUGGGAAAUGUCGACCUUGUGUGGAAGAGUCCUGUAAGGCCUUCUACACGUCUACAUGUCGCCGUGGCUUUGCUUCGUUUUCAUUUAAGGUGGAGGAGUUCUUUAGGAAAAUGGCCACCCAGUUGGAAGCUUCAGAGCAUGUUUACAAUCAAAACCAGGAGAAUCCAGACAGGACCUCCUCAGCUGAGAUCACAGAGGAUAAAUCAAAUCUGGAUCUGCUGCAGGCCGAAACAUCGUUCAGCCAGCUGCUGUCAAACAUCAGCCUCCUGUACGACCACAGCGUCACCGUGAUCCAGAAGAUGCAGCAGGUGUUCGGCCGUUCCUUUCAAGCCUCCUUCACCUCAGAGCUCCAGCCCGGCCUGCUGUCAGCCGUGCAGGGGGAACCCAGCGCCGGCUUCCUCAGGACCGUGGGUUUGGAUCACAUCUUUGACUCCGUGUUUGACUUUGGAAAGAACGUGGCGGAGAAAUUCAGCUCCUCGAUAGCUGAUGUGUUUGAGGAGAUACAUGAAGCUGAGGAGUAUCUGCAGCAAGAUACAGGUUCGCUUUCUGCUUGGGGAGAAUCUCCAGGUGGAUAUCUGUGCAGACAACUAAGGAGACAAGCAUCAGAGUGCUGGCAGCUCCAAAACCUGUGUGAAACAUGCAAGGACUAUCUGCUGAAAGAGUGUCCCAGUGUGCAGCCGUUGCACUCUGAGAUGGAGGAGAUGAACAUGUUGCUGAACGCCUCCCGUCAGCAGUACGACGACAGACUGCAGCUGGUCCAGAGACACACAGCCGACACUCAGAAGUGGCUCAGCAGCAUGGAGGACAAGUUCGGCUGGAUCAGCCAGCUGUCCAGCAGCACAGUGGAGCCAAAAAGCAUCUUCAGCGUGAUCUCGGUGAAUCCACAGCAGCGGAUGAGGAAUAACAAACCUAAAGCAGAGAGCACUGUGGUCGUCUCCAUACUGGACUCGACCCCAAUAACCGUACUGGUCCCAGCAGAUCUGGAGGUGGAUGAUCCAGCUUUCAUCCAGUUUGUCGCUCAGGAGGCUCUGACCCUCCAUAAACGGCAGAUUAAAGGUAACGAUCCCACCAGUGAGACGCUUUAGUGCAUCGUUCAACUCCCAGCUUCACCUCACAGAGCUCCAAAUUGAACUGGAGCAGAUGAAGUGUUAGAACUUAAAACCGCUUUACACCCAGAUGAUUGCACUUUAUUUAAAGACACAAUGUUGAAUUUGGACGGUUUGUUACGCUCUAAGAUUAUGAACUGACUGAGAAACUGUGAUGGCAGUUGACUCAACACCUAAAUGGAUCUAUUCGAAAAUAAUUUGUGACCAAGAUCAUAUUCAUUCUUGCUAACUUGCUUGUUAAUCUAGUCAAUCUUCUCUACACCUUUAUCACUUUAAACUGAAACUGUUCUAUGAUUCUUUUCAACACAGGAAUGGAAUAAUAUAAUCUUCUGAUCAUCCUCACUGUACCUCCAGAUGCUGAAUAAAGAGUCUGGUUCAUUCCAGUCUUCUUGAACAACUAAGCUUUACCUUUUUAAAACUUGAAAAUGACCACGUAGACCUCUAAACCUUCACAUGCACAGCUUAUGUUCUUCUUGUUUUGCAUAUAUCGAUUAUUAUAGUUUUGAAAUGUAUCUGCAAUAAAACUAUGUACAUCGCUCAAGUCA
Molecule: messenger RNA, 2114 nt
Organism: Acanthochromis polyacanthus (spiny chromis)
Lineage: Eukaryota; Metazoa; Chordata; Actinopteri; Pomacentridae
Product: clusterin-like protein 1
Exons: 8
Coding region: 142-1548 (468 amino acids)
Source: RefSeq, a predicted model, not a curated record